Molecule: messenger RNA, 865 nt
Organism: Myzus persicae (green peach aphid)
Lineage: Eukaryota; Metazoa; Arthropoda; Insecta; Hemiptera; Aphididae
Product: transmembrane protein 186
Exons: 4
Coding region: 237-836 (199 amino acids)
Cellular component (GO): mitochondrion
Source: RefSeq, a predicted model, not a curated record
AUAUUAUGAUAAAAGAUUAAAAAUUUAAAACCAAAUAUAAUUUAUUUGCAUUUUGCUUAGACUUACAGAAGUCUAAUGUCUAUGUUUAUUGUUUAUUUGUUACAGGCUUACAGCAGUUUACAAUAAGAAUUAAGAAGUUACGACACAUAUGAUAUUGAUUAUCAACGAUUGAAUAGUGAAUACUACAUAUUAAAUUUUUUCUGCUUCAAAAUAUAGCCAUUGGGCUAACAGAUAAAAUGUUACUGCUACCAAAAUGUAUAAAUACAAUUGUACUAAACAAUAUAAAGCGAAGUUUCAUGACAAAAUCUUAUGGUUUAAUGUACUCUAAUGUUAAUCAAGUUACUAUUAAACAUGCCAAAGAUGAUAAAUUUAUUCCUAUUUAUAAAACACCUCAUAUGAAAUUUUUCAUCAGUCUAAAUAGAAUGAAAAAAUAUCAAAUAGUAGGACUAUUUGGUUGGAUUCCUAUGUGUCUAAGUUUAAAUAUGCUUAGCUAUUUAAAUUCUGAUGAAGUAAUUUGUGCAUCAUUAAUAGGUUUAGGUUUAACAGCUGGCUUACAUAUUGCAUCUUGGAUCAUAUCAAAUAAUCUUAUUGUUUUUGUUUACAUGAGUGAAGACGACCGAAGAUGUCGGAUGUCAUAUAUAUCUUAUUGGGGGAAUCGGGAGGAAUUGUAUUGCAACACUGAAGAUAUAAUACCUAUUGAAUUUUCUAAAUUCAGUCUUUUAAAUCACAAAGUUAAAUUGAAAGAAAGUUCAAUUACACUUAAAAUAGUUACACGCAACUCGACCAUUUUAAAUAAUGCUAAAUUUAGAAAAGUGUUUGGUAGUAAUAUUAUUUGAAAAAUAAAAUUAAAAUUGAGUCAUGUAAA